Messenger RNA from Teleopsis dalmanni, 1943 nucleotides. Its product is annotated as longitudinals lacking protein. NCBI's taxonomy places the organism in Eukaryota, Metazoa, Arthropoda, Insecta, Diptera, Diopsidae. Gene Ontology annotation, biological process: regulation of gene expression. The record is from RefSeq and is a predicted model, not a curated record. Gene Ontology annotation, cellular component: nucleus. The transcript has a single exon. The coding region runs from base 155 to 1525 and encodes 456 amino acids.
AAAAAAAAAAUCUUCAACUUUUUCAGAUUUAAGUAAAAAUAUAGGUCAGACUCAUAAAGAGAACCACGCACCGUUAAAUGCCAUACAGAAGUCAAAUCCUCAUUCAAUUUUGAAUUUACGCAAGCCAGGAGGGCUUUCAUCAGUUAAAUUAGCAAUGAAUAAUGUUUACAAAAAGCAAAUUUCUGCCACAGAAAUGACAGAUGCAAUGUUUAGAUAUUAUAAGGCCAAAGCACCAAAGAAUGAACAGCAAUCACUGAAGCAUAGCAUGGUGGGACAAACCUCACCUGCUUCUGCUGAAACACAUGAACCGUCCACUAUAGCUGCAAUUGCAACCAAUGGAGCUGCAGAUGCCAUACGCAUAAAUACGGCUUCAAAAAACUUGCAAGGCGAUGAAAUGGUGCCUGUUAGAAAUACAAAAGACCUAAGUAUGUUAAGAUUAAAAGAGAAUCCAAUUUUUAACAAUACGACAUCAUUUCAUCCACGCAUAAAAUUUACAAAUAAACUCGCUUCGGUUAAUGACUCUGCUGAAGAUGCUGGAGAAAAUAUGCAAAACAAUGCUUCGAUUGCAGCAAUUCCAACAUCAGUGGUAGUUACUGCUUCUCCACAAAUUGACAUCAAACCAAUUGUAGACGUUGUUUCGGGAUUAACUAAAAAUACUUCAACACCCACUACAGUUAUAAAGUCUACACCCGAUCCUGAAGCUGGGACAUCUGAUCUUAUGCCGGCUAAUGCAAUUGCAGCAGCUCUUAUUAACCGCAACUAUCACUCUUUUCAGAAGCAGCUACGUGCACAAGAUAUACUUCGGCACCAACAAUCCAGAAAGCAGUUGAAAACUGCUAAUAAUGCUGCUCAUGACUUUAAAAACGAUGAUGUUCGUGUCAAAGCUUUGGAUACAUUUUUGGAACGGCAAAGAAAUAUCAAAUAUCUGGAUGAAAAUGAGGAUAUGAAUGCAAUUGAAAAUAAUGAUGGCGACGAUGAGGAUGAUUCACGCUACAAUACUUUUGAUGAUAUACAUUUACUUGAGACCAGCGCCACUCAAACAAAAAAUAAUAAUUCCGACAGUAACAAUAAAUCUGGUUAUCUUUCGGAUGAAUCCCAAAAAUUAUUUAUGGCAGCGAAUGCUUUUCGUAAUCUUGAGUAUACACUUAGUGACUAUUUGUUGCCCGGCAGCGAUAGUAGCAAUGCUAAUCCUAACGGCACAGCUUCUCUCAGUGAGAAUGGCGAAUCCAUAUAUGAAUGCCGACAUUGUGGCAAAAAGUAUCGUUGGAAGUCAACAUUACGUCGGCAUGAAAAUGUGGAAUGUGGCGGUAAGGAACCGUCACACCAAUGCCCUUACUGUCCCUAUAAAUCGAAGCAGCGUGGUAAUUUAGGUGUACACGUACGCAAACAUCAUUCAGAUUUACCACAGUUAGCAAGCAAACGUCGUUCCAAAUAUUCUAUGAAAUCGGAAAAAGAUAAUAGCAGCAACUAUAAUACAGGGUCGGACGAUUCCUCAAGUAAAUUAGUAAUCGAUUACCCCAAGUAAACCGUAUAAAAGUUAUAUGCAUAUAACAAUACACUUAAUCAUUGAUAUUAUAAGCUUAAAAAUUUAAACUGUACACAUAUUUUGUUCUUGCAAACUUACUGUUAUGAUAAGAGUUAAAAAUGUUAAAAAUCAAAUUUAUAUGUAUGUAUAUUUAUUUUUAGUACUGACAAAAAAUUUCUAGGACAAAAUAAUAAAAUUAUUUUUUUUUCCUGUACUUCAAAAAUAGGCGAAGUAAAGCCUAAGUAGAGUUAAAAAUUUACAAGAUGGACACCACAAUAACGUGGCGUUUAUAUAACCAAAUUUAAAAAUUAAAAAUAUUUUAAUAUGUAAUGAUUUUAAACUGUUAAUGAUUGUUUCAAAUGUGUAGUCUUCGCCUUAUCAUAUCACAAUAUUAUUUUUAAGCUUCGAAAUAACGAAA